AAUGCUGUAUUCAUUCUGUCUCAGAGGAGCAAGAUGGUGGCAGUACAAAAGGAUUACUGGUACUUCUUGGUACUCAUGAUGCAGCUCUGUUUUCUAAAAGGCUCCGUUCAGAUGAAAGCCCCAGGAUCAAAAGUCACACUGCAGGAAGGAAUGGUAUUGGACUGCCUGUGUCCGUGGACUGGCCAGCUCAUUAUGGUCUCUUGGACUAAAAAGUCUCUUUCACAACCUGUAGCUGUUUAUCAUCCUCAGUAUGGCUCCAACUAUGAGUCAUCAUAUGACGGCAGAGUGACGUUUCUGAAAUCCACCGCGAUGGACGGCAGCAUUUCCAUAAUGAAUGUCACUGAGGGCGACAUCGGCCAGUAUCAUUGCUCUCUGCAGACUUAUCCUCAAGGUUCAUGGACCAAAGACACAUUUGUCGAAAAAGCAGCAAUCACCCCCACCUUCUCUAUUCAACCGGACACUAAUUUGGUGGCAGCAGAGAAUGACAACCUGACCAUUACGUGUGACCUUGUCCACAACGGUGAGGUUUACCAAGUAAGCAUUGAGAAACUGGACACCGAGGUGAGCGGUAGUAAUAUUAUAGCAACAUGUCAGAUGCUAGAAGAUGGCGUGGAGCUGAGUGAGUUCAACAGUAGAGGACGACUGAACUGUAGUGAUGCUAUGGAGGUCAGUCUGCACCUCACCAACAUUGUCAAAGAAGAUGGAGGACUCUACCGCUGCAACUUCAGCACAGAUGCCGGUGUCCGGUCCACCACAAUCCUGCUGUCCACUCUACCUGCUCAAGAUUUUAGGGGUCUUCAUCACAUGCUGUAUGUGUAUAUUGGAGGAGGGCUGGUUGGUGUCGCUCUUCUGAUGAUUUUAUUACUGACGUGGCUGAACAGGAUGAAAAGGAAGAGAGAGGAGUACAGAAUCAAACUGCACCCUGCCAAAAGACAGCGUAACACAUAUGACCAUGGCUGUGACUAUGACAGGAUGAAAAAGGGGACCAGAAGUGGGGCAAGAGAUAAAGAUAUAUACGUUAACUUUCACAUAGUGAGAGCUCAUGAAAAACACAAACAAAAGAGAUGAGAUAUACUACCAUUCUAUAGAGUUAAAAUUGAAAAAUUGGAACUAGUUGAAAACUAGCUGUAGCUGAACAGCAGAAAUCAUAAAACACAAACCAAACGGCAGUGCCAAGAAAUGCUUUUGCACCUGAAUACUAAUGGAUGGAUCAGAGGAAAAAUUCCUAAUGCAGAAGAUUAAUAGAGCCAUGCAUAUAAUUUGUCAUUUGAUGAACCACUACCACCAUCAUCGUCAUCUUCAUCAUUACAUUAACCAUUCAAGCCUGGCCCUGAACCCACAUUACAUGACAUUUCUUUGCAUAAUGGUGCUGGAUGUUGGCUGCUCAUGACCACAUUGGGGAAAAUGUCCUCUCUGCUCCUCAGUGAAGUCGGUUUGACAGGUAAUCUUCUUAAGAAGCUUUCUGGACUGUAUCAAAGCCAAAUAUAAGCCAAGCAUGGUCACUGUGAGCAGACGCCGAAGCAACACUUUACUUUGAGUGACUCUAAUUAUCAAAUGAUUGGACAUCAGAGAGCUUAUGAGUGGAUGAAUCUUCUCAAAAUCACAUCCUUGUCUUGUGUCUCAGUUUGAGUCCGAAUGCUUUCUCUCCGCAGAAAUGGAAGUACCAGCCUCACGAAUGAAAAUGAAAUGGAGGAUGUCUUGAACUAGGAUAGGUGAACUGACAAUGUUCAGCUUACAGGCGGAGUAUGAUUUGUUUGUGAGAUAUGACUUUAAAUGAUUAAGAUCAUUCAAGAGUUCAGAUGUGAUGUUUGAGCACAGAGCACUUAACAUGUACAGGAAUAAAAUGAAUCACAUUUUGAUGCAUCUACAAAUCAAAAAUUAGGCUUGAUGGGAUUUGGCCU
This is a messenger RNA of Sinocyclocheilus anshuiensis, 1901 nucleotides long. Its product is annotated as CD226 antigen-like. The record is from RefSeq and is a predicted model, not a curated record. Lineage: Eukaryota; Metazoa; Chordata; Actinopteri; Cypriniformes; Cyprinidae. Gene Ontology annotation, cellular component: external side of plasma membrane. Bases 34 to 1068 code for a protein of 344 amino acids. Gene Ontology annotation, molecular function: cell adhesion molecule binding. The transcript has 6 exons. Gene Ontology annotation, biological process: positive regulation of natural killer cell cytokine production; positive regulation of immunoglobulin mediated immune response; cytokine production.